AGGCCGGAACUGGACAGGCUGUGGGAAGCGCAGGGUUUUGACAAAAACAAACGGCGACGGCGCUACCGCAGGGUCUAUGGCCGAGGCGGUGAGGCCCCCGCGCCGGGCCAAGGCCAAGGCCAGCCGGACUAAAACCAAGGAAAAGAAGAGAUCUGAAACUCUUCAGAGGGAAGAAUCUGAUGAAGUCUCCCUUCCAAAAACCUCCAGAGAGCUGGAAAUCCCUACUCCAGCUUGUGGAUUCAAAGGAGACUGUCUGAAGGUGUUAACUGAUUCCCAGCUCCAGAAUGCUGCCAGUGGACAAAACGAGAGUGAAAUGUUUGAUGUACCACUCACCUCCUUAACUAUAAGCGAUGAAGGGUCCCUGACAUGGAACACAGAGACCCUAAAGGAAGGGGAGGAGGUCAGAGCCUGUGUUGGGGAUGAUGCAGUGAAGCUGAAGGUUGACCCUGGAGACAAUGUCGGAACCAAAGUAGAAGCUCCCAAGAACUUUACAGAAGUAGAGGAAAAUAAGUUGGUACAGUGUGGACCUUCUGAAAGCACCUUGCAGUCUAAUUUUUCUUAUACUCAGCAGGAAAUGGAAAAUUUACAGGUCAGAGAAACUCAGAAAAAGAAAGACAAGCAAGCCUUGGGUUUUUCUUCAGAGGUGCUACAAAAUGUUCCCUUGCAGAGUUCUUGUGAAGCCAAAGACAUUUUUCAGCCACCUAGAGUGAAAAAACUAUAUCCUCAGUUGCCAGCCGAAAUUGCUAGAGAAGCACCAGCUUUGGUGGCAGCGAAACCCUUGUUUUGUAAUGAGCGACUCUACCCAGAGCUCCCAUCUCAACCAGAACUAGUACCAUUUACUAAAGAACAGCUAAAAAUCUUUGAGCCUGGUUCAUGGCUGGAAAAUGUUGAGUCAUAUUUAGAAGAAUUCGACAGCAUGGCUCAUCAGGACAGGCAUGAAUUUUAUGAGUUGCUUUUGAACUACUCACGAUGUAGGAAGCAGCUGCUGCUGGCUGAAGCUGAGCUGCUUGCCCUGACGUCUGAUUGCCAAAAUGCGAAAAGUCGACUGUGGCACUUUAAGGACGAACAGUUGUCUGUGCAGGUAUCUAAAGCUUUUGGGAGCCUGGGGCAUUUGCAGUGGAGCUGCUUCUCUUGUGAUACCAUCCAGGGUAUCUGUGCAGAUCAAGUGAAAGUUUCAGGCUAUCAUCGCUACCAGAGAGUAGAGAUGAAUGAAAAUGCACUGGGGGAGCUAAAGAAGCUAUUUGAUGCCAAAUCUGAGCACCUCCACCAGACCCUCGCUCUGCAUUCAUACACCUCUGUGCUCUCAAAGUUGCAAGUGGAGUCUUACAUUUAUGCCUUACUCAAUGGUUCAGCUCUUCUGAGAUCUUUCGCAAUUCAAGGCCGAGCUUGUAAACAGACAGAAAGCUUUCCCUCUGACCUGUGUCAGCUAAAGGAGUGCAUCAGUGUCUUAUUCAUGUUCACCAGAAGGGUUAAUGAAGAUACUCAGUUCCAUGACGAUAUUCUUCUCUGGCUGCAGAAAUUGGUGUCAGUGUUACAAAGAGUUGGCUGUCCUGGCGAUCACUUCUUCCUUUUAAACCAUAUUCUUCGAUGCCCAGCUGGUGUUAGUGAGUGGGCUGUUCCUUUCAUCCAGAUCAAAGUGUUGAAUAAUCCAUCAGGGGUCUUUCAUUUUAUGCAGUCCCUUGCCCUGCUAAUGUCUCCUGUCAAAAAUCGAGCGGAGUUCCUGUGCCACAUGAAGCCUAGUGAGCAGAAGCCAUCCUCCUCAGGGCCUGCAUCCGGGACAUGGACACUAGUAGAUGAGGGAGGAGAAGAGGAUGAAGACCCCGAGACCAGUUGGCUUCUCCUUAAUGAAGAUGACUUGGUUAUCCUUUUAUCCCAGUUUCCGUUCCAUGAACUCUUUCAACAUCUUCUUGGGUUUAAAGCAAAAGGUGAUUAUUCACCUGAAACAACAAGACCUCAAGAGAUGAUGAAAAUUUUUGCCUUUGCUAACUCACUAGUGGAGCUUCUGGCUGUGGGGUUAGAAACCUUUAAUAGGGCACGCUACAGGCAGUUUGUGAAGCGAGUUGGUUAUAUGAUCAGGAUGACCCUUGGUUAUGUGAGCGACCAUUGGGCGCAGUUUGUGAGCCACAACCGAGGCUUGGGUUUGGCCCAGCAGCCUUACUCCGUGGAGAAACUACAGGUUGAAUUUGAUGAGCUGUUUCUGAGAGCUGUCCUACACGUGCUGAAAGCCAAAAGACUUGGCAUUUGGCUGUUUAUGUCGGAAAUGCCCUUUGGGACGCUGUCGGUCCAGAUGCUCUGGAAGCUCUUCUACCUCAUGCACCAGGUGGAGAGUGGGAAUCUGGAGAAACUCUGCGUCACUCUCCCGCCUGCUGAGUGCAAGAAGCAGCUCCAAGACCCAGAACACUUUGUGAACUUUGAGAAGUGUCUGUCUGCCAUGAAUAGCUCAGAAGAGAUUUGCCUUCUGACUACAUUUGCUCAGAUGGCUCAGGCCAGAAGAACCAAUGUGGAUGAAGACUUCAUAAAAAUUAUUGUUCUGGAGAUAUAUGAGGUAUCUUAUGUCACCCUGUCUACCAGAGAGACUUUUUCAAAGGUUGGUCGAGAGCUCUUAGGGGCCAUCACAGCUGUUCACCCUGAGAUAAUUUCUAUCAUUUUGGAUCGAGUUCAAGACACUAUUGACCACGUGGGAAUGGUUUCUUUAUACUUGUUUAAAGAACUGCCUUUGUAUCUCUGGCGACCAUCUGCCUCUGAGAGAGCUGUGAUUCGGGAUUGGUUAUUGAAUUAUAACCUGGCAAUGGUGAAGAAUAAAUUGGCCUGCGUUAUUCUAGAAGGACUCAAUUGGGGAUUUGGUGAACAGGGUACCCUUCAUCUGGAUCAAGCAGUCCAUGCUGAAGUGGCUUUAAUGAUUCUUGAAGCGUACCAGAAAUACCUUGCACAGAAGCCAUAUGCCGGGCUUCUUUCUGAAAGUAUGAAGCAGGUUUCAUAUUUGGCCAGUAUUGUUCGAUAUGGAGAGACACCUGAGACCUCAUUUAACCAGUGGGCCUGGAACUUGAUCUUGAGGUUAAAACUGCACAAAAAUGAUUAUGGAAUACAGCAGAAUUGUCCAACUGUUCCCUUCUCCAGCACUGUGCCUGACAUGACAGAGUCACCCACGUUUCAUCCUCUCUUGAAGGCUGUUAAGGCGGGCAUGCCCAUCGGCUGUUACCUGGCUUUAGCUAUGACCACCGUGGGCCACAGCAUUGAGAAGUUCUGUGCCGAAGGCAUCUCACUGUUAGGAAUUCUGGUCCAGUCGAGGCAUUUGAGAACAGUGGUUCAUGUCCUGGAUAAGAUCCUGCCUUUGUUCUACCCUGGCCAGUAUUACCUUCUGAAGAACGAGCAGUUUCUGUCACACCUCCUCCUGUUCCUACACCUGGACAGUGGUGUCCUUCAGGGUGUCACACAGCAGGUCACCCACAAGGUGGCACAGCACCUGACAGGAGCCAGCCAUGGGGACAACGUGAAGCUUCUCAACAGCAUGAUCCAGGCCCACAUAUCUGUAAGCACGCAGCCCAAUGAAGUGGGCCCCGUUGCCGUGUUGGAGUUCUGGGUUCAGGCUCUAAUAAGCCAGCAUCUUUGGUACCGAGAACAAGCCAUCCUCUUCCUCAUGGACCAGUUGUGUAAAACAGCUUUUCAGCUGAUGCAGGAAGACUGUGUGCAGAAAUUACUUUACCAGCAACAUAAGAAUGCUCUGGGUUACCACUGUGAUCGGAGUCUGCUCUCUUCUUUGGUGAGCUGGAUCGUGGCUGGCAACAUCACUCCUUCCUUCGUGGAGGGCUUGGCCACGCCCACCCAGGUCUGGUUCGCCUGGACAGUACUGAACAUGGAAUCCAUCUUUGAAGAAGACUCCCAGCUCCGUCGAGUUGUCGAAGGGGAAUUGGUGAUAAACUCAGCUUUUACCCCUGACCAAGCUCUGAAGAAAGCCCAGGCCCAGCUGAAGCUCCCCAUCGUCCCAUCCCUGCAGAGGCUGCUGAUUUAUCGUUGGGCGCACCAGGCCCUUGUCACACCUUCUGAUCACCCUCUUCUGCCUCUCAUUUGGCAGAAGUUCUUCCUCCUGUAUCUUCAUCGCCCAGGACCGCAAUAUGGGUUACCCAUAGAUGGUUGUAUUGGAAGAAGGUUUUUUCAAAGCCCUGCUCAUAUCAGUUUGUUGAAAGAAAUGAAGAGGCGCCUGAUGGAGGUGGCAGACUUCCACCAUGCUGCGAGCAAGGCCCUCCGCGUUCCAGCAGAGGGCAGUGAAAGGCCACCUGCCAGCCAGGCUGGCACCCCCGGCUACCUGACUUCACCAGAGCUGCACACGGAGCUCGUGAGGCUCUUCAAUGUGUAUAUAGUAUGGCUGGAAGAUGAGAAUUUUCAAAAAGGAGAUACUUACAUCCCUUCUCUACCAAAGCAUUACGAUAUUCACAGGCUAGCAAAAGUGAUGCAGAAUCAGCAGGAUCUGUGGAUGGAGUAUUUGAACAUGGAGCGCAUACAUUAUGAGUUCCAGGAAACCGUUGGUCUGUGGACACAGGCCACACUGGAAUCCCAUUCUCCGCCCUGCAGCUUGUUGAUGCAGCUGGACGUCACUGAUCCUUUGUUGGCUAAAGAAAGGGUUUUAAGUAACUUGCGGAAGCAUGAGGCUCCCCAGCCUCCCCUUGACCUGCACCCAGUGAGGCCUCCUGUGCCAGUCAUUUCCUCAGCCGUGCUCCUGAGUCAGAAGGACGCCACCCAGCUGGUGCGCACGGACCUGAAUGUGUUGCAGCAGCAGGCCAGAACUGCAGCUCUUCGAGAAUCCCAGCAGGUUGCCCUGGAGAGUGAGCUGUUGGACACAAUGCCCAAACAGUACGUGAACAGGGAAGAACAGGCCACUCUGCAUUUGGAGUGUAGAGGUAGUAGCGGUAAGAAAUGCCAAGGACCAGCCGUUGUCACAGUUCAGUUUGAAGGUAUGCAUAAAAAUGAAGCAAUAAGCCAGCAGCUUCAUGUUUUGCGAAAAGAAGUGAAGCAGUUGCAAGCCGAAGCUGCUAAACCACCAUCACUUAAUACUGUGGAAGCUGCGGUCCAUGCAGAAAACUUGAUUACGGCCUUAGUGAAUGCCUACAAGUUGCAGCCUACUCCUGGGGUUCAGAAGGUUGGCAUUAGCCUCUUCUUUACUGUUGUGGAUUAUGUCAGUGAUGAAACUCAGCGUCAUCCUCCCACAAGGCAGUUCUUUACAUCAUGCAUUGAGAUCUUGGGACAGGUGUUUAUCAGCGGCACUAAGUCAGAAUGCAGGAAAGUACUGGAGACCGUUCUGAAGAAUAGAAGGCUCUGCUCUCUGCUGUCUCCUUUCUUCACUCCCAAUGCUGCACCCGCGGAAUUCAUUCAGCUCUAUGAGAAAGUGGUGAAGUUUCUAAGUGAGGACAACAGUGAUAUGAUUUUCAUGCUGCUGACCAAGUUCAAUCUUAAGCAAUGGUUAAACACCACUAAACCUCCUCUGUCUGAUCGUACCAGGCUUCUGGAGUCCAUUCAUUUGGCACUUACUGCCUGGGGUCUUGAGCCAGAUGAAGAUAUUUUGAUGCCAUUUAAUCUUUUCUGUAAGCACUGGACUUACCUUCUUCUCUAUCAGUUCCCUGACCAGUACAGUGACAUUCUCAGGCUGCUGAUGCAAAGCUCCGCCGAGCAGCUGCUGAGCCCCGAGUGUUGGAAAGCCACUCUGAGAGCCCUGGGCUGCUGUGCCCCAAACUGCCAGCAGGGGGCAGCUUCUGCAGAGAGCUCAGUGCUUCAGAGCUCUCCAGAUGUUCUCUUGUCUGACAAGCAGGUAGUGGAGACUAUACAGUGGCUUUCAAACUUUUUUUAUAAGCUUCGGUUAUCCACAUUGGACUUUAAAAGCUUUGGUUUAUUCUCAAAAUGGAGUCCUUACAUGGCUGAUAUGAAGACACUCUUGGGCUAUCUUGUAAAACGGCUGCUUGAUUCAGAAAUGGCCUGCUUGGCUCAAGACGCAUUUCCCAGCAGCAAAACAGUGCUGAGAUCCCUACAUUCAGUAAUCAUCCAGCUCUUUAAGCCAUGGAUCUUGGUUUUGGAGGACCAUGAAAGCAGCCAACGACAUUACCCCUGGCUGGAGAGUGAUGCUGUGGUGGCCUUAAGCAUUGUGCAGUUGUUCACGGACUGUAUUGACUCUUUGCACGAGAGUUUUAAAGAUAAGCUGUUGCCAAGUGAUGAAGGAGCCCUUCGGUUACACCUGAUGCAUUAUUGUGAAGCGUGUACAGCCCCCAGAAUGCCAGAGUUCAUUCUGUACGCCUUCCAUAGUGCCUACCGGAGACUCCCAUGGAGGGACCUGCACCCUGACCAGAUGCUCAUGGAGGCCUUCUUCAAAGUGGAACGAGGAAGCCCUAAGAGCUGCUUCUUAUUUUUGGGGUCUGUCCUGUGCGAAGUCAACUGGGUCAGUGUGCUCUCUGAUGCCUGGAGCCCCAGUCCCCACCCAGAGACCCGGAGCAUGAUUGUCUGCCUCCUUUUCAUGAUGAUUUUAUUGGCAAAGGAAGAUCAGCUGGUAGACCAAGCAGAUUCACCUCUCCUGAACCUCCUCGGACAAACAAGCUCACUCUCGUGGCAUCUCGUGGAUACCGUGUCCUACCAGAGCGUGCUCAGUUAUUUCAGCAGCCAUUACCAGCCAGCCAUCAUCCUGGCAAAGGAAUCUUCUGCAGAAUUAAUCAUGAAGCUCCUAAGAGUGUCUGCGGGCCUUUCCAUUCCUACUGACAGCCAGAAACAUCUUGAUGCAGUUCCAAAGUGCCGAGCCUUCACUCAUCAGAUGGUUCAGUUCCUCAGCUCCCUGGAACAAAAUGGAAAAAUCACCUUAGCAGUCCUAGAAACGGAGAUGUCUAAGCUCUUGGAUGAUAUCAUCGUCUUUAACCCACCUGACAUGGACAGCCAAACCCGCCACAUGGCCCUCAGCAGCCUCUUUAUGGAAGUCCUAAUGAUGAUGAACAAUGCGACUAUUCCAACGGCAGAGUUCCUCCGGGGCAGUGUCCGGACCUGGAUUGGACAGAAAGUGCACGGGCUGGUGGUCCUGCCCCUCUUAACAGCAGCCUGUCAGAGCCUGGCUUCCGUCCGCCACAUGGCCGAGACCACGGAAGCCUGCAUCACUGCCUACUUCAAAGAAGGUUCCCUCAAUCAGAAUUUAGGAUGGGGCCCCAUUCUGGUGUCCCUUCAAGUUCCUGAGCUUACCAUAGAAGAAUUUCUGCAGGAGUGCCUGUCCCUCGGCAGUUACCUGACUCUUUAUGUCUACUUGCUUCAGUGUUUAAAUAGUGAACAGACUCUAAGGAACGACAUGAAGGUGCUGCUCAUCUUAAGCAAGUGGUUGGAACAGGUGUAUCCAAGCUCCACGCAGGAAGAGGCCAAGCUGUUUUUGUGGUGGCACCAAGUCCUGCAGCUGUCCCUGAUUCAAGCGGAGCAGAGUGACUCGGUCUUGACAGAAUCUGUCAUUCGAAUUCUGCUCAUGCUUCAGAGCAGGCUGAGCCUGCUGGCCGAGGAGAGGCUCAGCUCUGGGAUUCUGGGGGCAAUUGGGCUGGGCCGGAAGUCACCCCUGUCUAACAGGUUCCGAGUGGUUGCUCGAGGCAUGGCCGCCUUCCUUUCAGUUCAGGUUCCUUCCGAGGAUCAGAUCCGUUUGAAGCCUGGCACGGAAUUACAUCUGACCCCAAAAGCUCAGCAGGCUCUGACUGCUCUUGAAUCCUUGACGUCAAAUAAGCAGUAUGUUGAAUACCAGGAUCAGAUAUCGCAAGCUGCACAAUUUAUAAAGCAUCCUGGCCAUUGCCUCCAAGAUGGGAAAAGCUUCCUGGCUCUUCUUGUUAACUGUCUCUAUCCAGAAGUGCAUUAUUUGGACAACAUACGAUAGUAACACUGAGUAUCUCAAGAAACCCUGUUGCUGUUUACGUUUACAUUUAACUUUGCUGUUGCACAAGUAACUUCGCUCAGUCUCACUGCAGAGCUCAGUUUGGCCAAUGAGUUUGUUGACUGCAGUGCAAGUCGGGAGGCACUAGAUAAUUCUGUUGCGCAUGCGCACGUGUGUGCCUGUGUCCGUGCGUGUGCGUGUGUGUGUGUCUUCUUAGUUCUUGAAACUUCUUGGGGCCUUUUUAGUUUUUAUGUUCACCCGACAGGAGAAACUUACUGAGUCCCACUUGGGCACAGAACCACUCUCAGCUGCUGGAGCCCCAGUCACCUCACAGGACCUCGCACAGAGCUCUUCUGUGUCUCCAUUUCUGUCUUCCCUAUUUUAUUUAAAUCUCGAGACUGCUGUGCCAGAUCUAACCGCUUUGGGAGUCAUGUAGAACCCUCACUUUUGAACCCCAUUUGUGUUCUUUCCAGGUAAAAAAAGCUUAGAAAAUUUCUGCAUUUCUCACAGGUGGGGAAAUACACCAGCUUAAAAGUAUCACUUCCCGCAGAAUGGAGAUAAGAAUGCUGAAUUAAAGUGAGUCAUUGUCUAAAAUGGGGCCACUUGAUCCUGAUUGUAGUGGACAGCAGAGACGGUGACAAGUCCAUUUCCAUCCAGCUGUGGUCCUUAUGGAGAAGGAGACAUCCCUGUCAACCGAGGUGGCACACUGGUGGCGUGUUUUGUAUGACCCCCAUGGUGGAGAGUGUGGUCACUGUAGACAUAAUCUCUGUAGAGCCUACCCCAGCCCAUUCCCUCACUCAGGUCACUUCCUCCGUCCCUGUAGACAUCAGGCUUGAAAUCGGAAGGCCUUGCUGUCUAGAAAGAGACAGAGUCUGAGAACUUGAUGCUCUGGGUCCCUUUGUGUUUCUUCAUUCCACAUAUAAAGUCAGAUGAAGUUAGCACACCUACUGAAGCACUUGUCCAUGGAAAUUGGGCUUUUCCCAGUAGCCCUGUGCCUUCUGUUGUUGGUAACAGUUCACUCAUUACCAGCGCCUUUCUGUAGUGUGGCCUUGUUCUGUCGCCAGCUUCUUGCUCUCGUCAUUUCGCCCCCUGGAAUGAAAGUUUGACUUUUGUCUUCCUAAUUCUCUUGGCUCAGAAUUGGUUUUGUUUGUUCAGCUUGCAUAAUAUGUCUUCUGUUCAUGGGUUACUUACAACCCAAGGGUAUUUACCUAAAAAUAUCUGAACUGAGAGCUCUUAGCAGGGGGUAGGGAUCUAGGUUAACGGAGUGAUAAUCUCUCUUUCAGAUACCCUAUGUAGUACUUCCCCCAACAUGUGGAAGUGUGCAGGAGCUGUUCUUCAUUUCAAACUUCUCUAGUUGGACAGAACACUUCUGCCUCACAGAGCUCAUCCCCGUGCAGCCUCCGAGUUUGUGUAGGUCACGAGGUGUCCGUCUCAGAGGGGCGCGUCACAGAGCUAGCCUGGGGCGUUUUGCUUCUCUCCACUUUCAACAUCAGGCAGCUUCCCUGUGCUGUGUAAGAAAGCGUUAGAAGCUGUGAGCAGUUUGGUGGCCGAUUUGGCAACAAAGAUUUUAUGACAGGAGGGGUUUUGUGUGCUCUUUUCUCUGAGGAAGCUGUAAUUAUUGGUAUCCUAGAAUGUGAACAUUUUUGAGUGACAGUAUGUACAUUUUAAAGAAAAUUAUGAUUAUUAAUUUUCGAAGGUUUGUAAUAUUUAUAAUGUGUUUGGUCUGUAAAAAUCAUAAAAAAUAAAACCAACCUUUGGUUGUAGCUGGCAAGACUACGAAUUUUAGGGAUCUCACACUAUCUUGUCAAGUAUUUCAGUUAAAGUCAGUGCAGGCUUUCGUGCCUGAUGUCCUCUAUUUCAUUUGACACUGGAACUUGAUUAUCAUAGGGGGUCGGUGAAAGCGCCUCCUCUCUAACUCCUUCGGGCUUAGCAGCAGUGGGAGCUUGGCUCACCGCUUGCUUCCUCCGAGCUGCUCUGGGCCAAGAAAGCGCUUUAAAGACCGUGAGAUGCUUCAGAAGGUGGCAGCGCUGCUGCAGCCUCCUGGGGCGGAAGAGACCGGCCUCCCCGUUGGCUUUCAGGAGUAACGCGCCUUUGCUGCCGAAAGUAGUCGGCCUCCGGAGCGCGCGGGGCCGGUUUUGGACGCUGUUACCCGUGCUGUGCAUGGCUGUCCGGAUCCAGCCGGCCCCAGGCCGCCCGCUCCGAGCAGUGCUGGAGGCCCGCUGGCCCACACCUGCCCACACCUGCCCUGCACCUGCCACGGCGGCGCCUGCUUCCCACAGGGAUGUCUGGCAGCUUCCUGGCCCAUGACGAGCACCUCCCCUGCUUCUGCCCCCCCCCCCCCCCCCCCCCCGUCUCCCCCAGCUCUGCAGCACACAGAGCUCGGUCCGAGAGGCACCCUCGGUCUCCCUCUCCAGUCUCCCACGCCUGUAACAAGUGAACAUGGCGGAAAGCUGGGAGGCGCAGACGCUGAGGACAGGAGGUGGUGCUGAUGUGUGUGCCCAGCCUGCUGGAGGAUUUGGGACCCACCCCGCAUGUUCCCAAAGCUCCUGGGCACGCAGAGAACCUCAUGAUCUGUUUGGGGCUCAGUCACAUCUGCUUCCUGGGGUUGCAGGAGUCGGUCAGUUCUGAGGCGGGGGCAAGCCUAUCCAGAAGAUGCAAACCCCCAGAGUAGCCUAACCUCACUUUAACCAAGUGCCAACCGCGUUCCUCCCGGUCGGUUACUAAAAUCAGUGUGUCCACGUUGUACAAGGUAGAGUGUGCAUGGCCUUUCUUCCUUUUGAAUGAAGGUGAUACUCCGUUUUCUACUGGGUUUUUAAUACUAAGCUUAAUGAUUUCUUCUGGAGCAGGAAGCAAAUGCUGUACAAUCGUGACUGAAGUCAGCAGGGACAUUAAAGCUCAUCUGGUCCCACUUCUCAUUCAGCAGGGAUCCCCAGCCCUGCUCUUCAGCCUCCCCUGCUGACCCCCUCCUGCCUCUCCUUUGCCCCUCCCUGUCAGCCCCCAGGCCAGUAGUCCCCCCCUUCGUGGGCAAGGCCAGGUGGCCCGUGACCAGCUCUCUCUGUAGUUCUACUUUACGUAGCACCAAAGCUGGCCUGAUAACAUCGGUAACGGUUUGGCAGGAGCAGGCCAGGCCGGGGCUGCUCUCCUCCUCCUCCUGGGACAAAUCUUCCAACACUCCCAGACCUCCUCACACCUCUGGCCCCACCCGUCCACCUCUUAGUCUUCAGGCUAAAUGCUCAGUGCCUUCAGUUGGCCCUCUUCCACCCAACGUCUAACAGGGCUGCUCUUUGGGGAAAGUGCCCGCGUUAGCCCAUGGUACUCCAAAAGGGCCGUGUCCACGAGUAGCAGGGCCAGGACUUGGGAGACCGAUGAGGCUCCAAGGGCACAAACUGGAGGCGGCACUCACCUGCAGGCAUCUGGAGAGUGUGCUUCCUUCCGUUCCGUGCCCUCCGCCUGGCCCCUGCCCUGGGCGAGGGCCCAGCAGCCACGUCCACUGCCCGGGCCCCGUGGACAGCAUCGGCUCUCAGCAGCUGUGCCCCGCGGUUUCUCACCUGUCAGCACGAUGAGCUUAUAAUAAGGCUUUGCAUGUUAUCUUUUAAAACUGCUCUUCACGGGGCGCCUGAGUGGCUCAGUCGUUAAGCGUCUGCCUUCGGCUCAGGUCAUGAUCCCGGGGUCCUGGGAUCGAGCCCCGCAUCGGGCUCCCUGCUCAGCGGAAAGCCUGCUUCUCCCUCUCCCACUUCCCCUGCUUGUGUUCCCUCUCUCGCUGUCUCUCUCUGUCAAAUAAAAUCUUUAAAAAAAAAAAAAAAAA
Molecule: messenger RNA, 11672 nt
Organism: Mirounga angustirostris (Northern elephant seal)
Lineage: Eukaryota; Metazoa; Chordata; Mammalia; Carnivora; Phocidae
Gene: EPG5
Product: ectopic P-granules 5 autophagy tethering factor
Exons: 44
Coding region: 77-7870 (2597 amino acids)
Biological process (GO): autophagosome maturation
Cellular component (GO): cytoplasm
Source: RefSeq, a predicted model, not a curated record